UUGCAGCUUCCAAAAUUGACUUCCACCACAAUCAGCAACAAUGGGUAAAAUCAAGAAGAAGGGUGUCUCUGGCCAGGCCAAGAACUUCAUCACCCGAACCCAAGCCGUGCGAAAACUCCAAAUCAGCCUCCCCGAUUUCCGAAAACUCUGCAUCUGGAAAGGAAUCUACCCUCGAGAACCACGAAACAAGAAGAAAGCCUCGAAAUCCUCGACCGCCUCGACAACCUUCUACUACACCAAAGACAUCCAAUAUCUUCUCCAUGAGCCGCUGCUGCAGAAAUUCCGAGAUCAAAAGGCGCUUGAGAAGAAGAUUUCGAAGGCAUUAGGAAGGGGAGACGCUCAUGAUGCGCAGAGACUCGAGCGCAAUGCUUCUAGACCAGAGAAGACGGGGAAGACGAAAUAUACGCUUGACCAUGUUAUUCGAGAGAGAUAUCCUACGUUUAUUGACGCGCUAAGGGAUCUCGACGAUUGUUUGUCCAUGUUGUUCUUGUUCGCGAAUUUACCAUCCACACCGACUGUUCCUGCAAAGAUGAUCGCGAGAUGCGAGCGGUUAUGUCUUGAGUUCCAACACUAUCUGAUUGUCUCGAAUAGCUUGCGCAAGUCGUUCUUAUCUAUCAAGGGGAUUUAUUACCAGGCGACAGUUCAGGGACAAGACAUUUUGUGGUUGGUCCCAUACAAAUUCAACCAGAGGGUUACUGGAGAUGUGGAUUUCAGAAUCAUGGGUACAUUCGUGGAAUUCUACCAGACGCUCUUGGGAUUUGUUAAUUUCAAACUUUACACGUCUAUUGGACUGGUAUACCCGCCAAAGUUUGACAAGAUGAGAGAUGAUCAGGGUGCUGAGUUGGGAGCAUUUUCGCUGGAAGCAAAUGGAGUCGGAGCAAUUGAGCAGCCAAAGCAGAUCACAAAUAGAGAAUCGGCCAAACCUGACCCCAAGCUACAAGCAGAGAUUGACAAGCUCAUGUCACAAUUGAAUGAGCCUGAGAAGGAACCGGCAACCAGUCAGACGUUGGCAGAGGAAGGAGAAGAAGAGGAGCAGAGCACCGACACAAUCGACAAGUUCGAGCCUGCAGCACCAGGUGGAGAUAUUCUACUUCAACCUUCAUAUUCUGCGACCGACCCUUCUACUUUAUUCUCAAACUUCACAUUCUUCCUUUCCCGAGAGACUCCUCGACAACCUCUCGAGUUCAUCCUCAGAGCUUUUGGCUGCAAACGUAUUGGCUGGGAUGCAGUUCUUGGCGAAGGUGCAUCCACACACAACGAGCUAGAUCCAUCAAUUACACAUCAAAUCGUUGAUCGACCUCCUAUUCAAGCCAUUCAAGAAGGCAACGCAAACGAAGAAGAAUUCGAGGACAGCCAGACUGCUCAGAAGCUCAAAGCUGGCACAAGAGUACCUGGACGUAUAUACGUUCAACCGCAAUGGGUUUGGGACUGUAUCAAUGACGAGGAGCUCAAGCGACCAGAUCUUUAUGCCCCAGGUGCCCAGUUACCUCCUCAUCUCAGCCCAUUCGUCAAGAAGGUCCGCGGCCAAUACGAUCCCAGUGCCCCUCUUAAUGAGCAAGAGCGUGAGGAUGAGGAAUUGGAAGCCGAUAGCGACAUGGACGAAGAGGAAGACCUCUCUGAUGAAGACGAUUUGGCUGUUCAGAAGCCAAAAAUUCUCACCGAAAACGAAGUCGAUGCUACUGCUGAGGGUAUGGAUGUCGCAGGAUCAGAAGACGGCGAGUCCUCAGAAAACGAGGAUGCAGACUCAUUUGGUGGAUUCUCCGAUGCCGAGGAAGAGGAAGACGAGGCUACAUCGACUUCAUUGCAAAGACAACGCGAGCUGGAAGCUGAGUUGACCGGUGUUGCAUUGGAAGAAAAGGAGUUCGACCCAAGAGCCAAGGCGAAGGCUGAUGCGAGGAAAAAAGCAGCACAGAGGGCGAAGGAGGAAGAGGAGGAGCUCGGGCGAGCAAAGAUGAUGAUGAGCAGGAAGAAGAGGAAGAUCAUGGAGAAGAUGGUUUAUAGUAACAAGAAGAAGGAUGCUGAGGCUGAGUUGCUGAGAGCUAAGAGGAGAAAGAUUGAGAAGUCGGGGAAGGGCGCUCCUAGAGUUUGAGUGCGCGGGCAAAAGUGUGGCGUUAGAGACGAUCAAUGGGCGGAGUUUCUGUAUUUGGCUCGGAGUAGCUAUGACUCUUGAACAGUAGACAGAUAGCCUUCAAUGACAUGUAAAGGCUAUUUAACAUCCACGUACUGCUUCUCGAAAGCCAGGUGUGAAGCACAUUUUAAAAACCGAC
Hyaloscypha bicolor E is the source of this 2267-nucleotide messenger RNA. RefSeq lists its product as uncharacterized. The transcript has a single exon. Gene Ontology annotation, molecular function: RNA binding. Gene Ontology annotation, biological process: ribosome biogenesis; maturation of LSU-rRNA from tricistronic rRNA transcript (SSU-rRNA, 5.8S rRNA, LSU-rRNA). Gene Ontology annotation, cellular component: nucleolus; PeBoW complex. Bases 41 to 2089 code for a protein of 682 amino acids. Lineage: Eukaryota; Fungi; Ascomycota; Leotiomycetes; Helotiales; Hyaloscyphaceae. The record is from RefSeq and is a predicted model, not a curated record.